AGUAUUUUGUCGGAAAAGCGCAAACAGGCCACAUUCACAGAAAGAAGCCAACUGAAGUAUGCGCGGCGUCUAGUGGUGAAACUUGGUAGUGCAGUCAUCACACGCGAAGACAACCAUGGCUUAGCACUAGGACGGCUGGCAUCCAUUGUCGAACAGGUUGCUGAGUGUCACUUAGAAGGUCGUGAAGUCAUGAUGGUGACAAGUGGCGCAGUGGCCUUUGGCAGUCAAAAAUUAGCACAGGAAUUGCUUAUGUCACUUUCAAUGCGUGAAACCCUGUCACCAAAAGAUCCUACGCGCGCAGAGCAGGGAACGCUGCUUGAACCGAGAGCUGCAGCUGCUGUGGGUCAAUCUGGUCUCAUGUCGCUGUACGACGCUAUGUUUGCUCAGUAUGGCGUGAAAAUUGCUCAGGUUCUCGUAACUAAACCGGAUUUCUACAACGAGGAAACACGGAAUAACCUAUUUUGUACACUUUCCGAACUGAUUAGCCUUAAUAUUGUUCCGAUUAUAAACACCAACGACGCUGUUUCGCCACCAAUGUUCUUAAAAGAUGACGAUCUACCAGUUGGUUCGAAGAAGGGGAUCGCCAUUAAAGACAAUGACAGCUUAGCCGCUAUGCUUUCAGCCGAAGUUCAAGCAGACUUGUUGAUUUUGAUGUCUGACGUGGAUGGAAUUUACAACAAACCACCAUGGGAAGAUGGAGCAAAACUUAUGCAUACUUAUACUUCAAAUGAUCGCCAUGUCAUCGAAUUCGGCAAGAAAUCCAAGGGGGGCGCGCAAACGCGAACUGUCCCAGGGGCCCGGCUCGGCUCUCUGCGGGCCUGGCCAUACUCCGUCAGCGCACCUUCAUUCACAUGAAAUAAAUUUGGAUGGCUUCUGAACUUGCUUUAAAUGAAUAUAAAAUAAUUAACUAAGCACAAGUCUUUAGAAAGCAUAGCGGUAUACACAGGUGUUUCAUUUAAACGAUAAGUGGAAAAGUAUUUUGAGUGAUUCUAUUUCGCGGUGUUACACUGAUCAUAAACUUUUUAAUCCACCUAGUACAGGUCGUAGUGCUGAUCGACUAAUUCACGAAACUGCGUUUAAAAUUUUUCUAACAUCCUAAUAUCCUCAACUUAUUCUUAAAAACCAUUUUCGCAUGACUUCCGGCACUAAACCAGCUUAAGCUCGUUUAUUAUUUAACCAAUUUUAAGUUUAUAUAUGAGUUUGGGAAGAAGGAUGUUUGUAUUAUUUAAAUAAAUAAUAAGUUUUGUGAGCGCAUUGCAAAUA
Messenger RNA from Rhagoletis zephyria (snowberry fruit fly), 1263 nucleotides. Its product is annotated as delta-1-pyrroline-5-carboxylate synthase-like. Gene Ontology annotation, molecular function: glutamate-5-semialdehyde dehydrogenase (NADP+) activity; kinase activity; ATP binding. Gene Ontology annotation, cellular component: mitochondrion. The record is from RefSeq and is a predicted model, not a curated record. NCBI's taxonomy places the organism in Eukaryota, Metazoa, Arthropoda, Insecta, Diptera, Tephritidae.